Dibothriocephalus latus is the source of this 856-nucleotide messenger RNA. The record is from the annotation of a GenBank genome assembly. NCBI's taxonomy places the organism in Eukaryota, Metazoa, Platyhelminthes, Cestoda, Diphyllobothriidea, Diphyllobothriidae.
AGUGGCUGCAGUGAACAAGGUGGGCACUGGUCCCUUCUUGGAGUCGGACAUAUUCGAGAUGCCAGAGGACGAAAGUUGCAAACCGAAAGCCGAAUGGGUCCGCGUAGUGAGUAAAGGAGCCGACAAUUUGACUGUAGAAUGGCUGGUUCCCCAUGACUGUCGCAAAGACCAUGGUCCAAAGAGGGCCCACCAUCUGGCCCUGGACGGUUUCCGGGUCUACAUCAAGGACGCUGCGAAACCCCGGGAGGAGUGGAAACCAGUCGCCGAUCUGGAUCACUACAUGAAUCGUCUCGUUAUCGGCGGUCUGAGUCCCGACAAGAGUUACUACUUCGGUGUGGCCGCAGUCAACCAAUUUGGACCGGGUGAAAUCGACAGUUGCGUCCUGAGUUGGAAGGCACCACUCAGCGAUGGAGGUGCGCCAAUCACCGGCUACCGUAUCUACAAACGAGAAAUGUUCCGGCGCAGCAAGCAAGAAGUUGGCCGCUGCCCGGUACCCCAGGGCAGUGGUCAGCGUCAGUUUGAAUUCAAGGUGCCCUACCUCAUGGAGGGAACAUCCUACGAGUUCCAGGUCGUUGCGGAGAACAAGAACGGUUUCUCCGAACCGCUUGCUACCGCAGUUGAUGUCCAUCCACGCAAAAUGACUGAAGCCCCCGGUGCACCCAGAGGUCCGCUAUACGUUCGUGAGGGUGAGGUCGGGACGGUGGAACUCUCAUGGGCGCCACCCGUCAACACCGGAGGUCUACCAGUGAAGGGUUACAAGCUUGAAGUGCGCGAAGGUCGCGGCUACAUGUGGCGGACCUAUCCCAAUGCAGAAAGUGUUGUGGCUAGCAAGCCCGAGGAACGAGCCAACCCGAGC